AUGUCCAUCGAGGUCGACAAGGAGGAACUGAGCCACGUUGAGAACGCGAGUGGGAGUGGGAGUAGUGGCGAGGUGCUGUAUACGGCCGAAGAGGAGAAACGGGUGCGGCGCAAGACCGACUUUGUGCUCUUGCCGAUGUUUUGCGCAAUCUUCGCCCUCGGAUUCCUCGAUAAGACGGCGUUGACUUAUGCUUCGGUUAUGGGGAUUCGGUCGGCUGCAAAGCUCACAAUCUCGCAGUAUGCCUGGCUCGGAUCCAUCUACUACUUUGGCUACCUGGCAGGAGGCUACCCCAUGGCUAUUGGGCACCAAAAGCUCCCUGCGGCCAAGUUCACCAGCGCAACCAUCAUCCUCUGGGGCUGCACGACCAUGGUCACCGCUGCAUGCAAGACCUACGCCCAACUCAUGGGUUCCACCCGCGUCGGUAUCUGGGGUUCCUUCUCUACAUGGGGAGGCAUUCUCGGGGCUGGCGUUGCGUACGGCUUGAGCUCUCGCGAAGUCGAGGCAAAGUGGGGCAAGAGCGGGACAGUCAUGGCCAUGGCGGCGUGGAAGGCCAUUUUCAUUUUCCUUGGUGGCCUAACUGUUCUUAUUGGUCUCAUUUUCGUUGCUCUCGUUCCCGACAGUAUUGACGGAGCAUUCUUUCUCACCGCCAGAGAAAAGGAGGUCGCCAAACUUCGCACCCUCGAAAAUAAACAGAAUAUUUCCGAAACAAACUGGAAAUGGUACCAGGUUUCCGAAGCGGUUCUCGACCCAGCCGUCUGGUUACUCUGUGCAGCAAUCGUGCUGUCAUAUAUCCCCUCAGGUGGCAUUACGAAUUUUUACGCCAUAAUCGUCCUAGGUAUGGGGUUUACGGUACAGGAAACUCUUCUUCUCUCAAUGGCCAAUGCGUGGCUCUCAAUCGGUCUAAUCGUCACAAUGUGGAUGGCAGACAAGAUCAAAUGCCGCUCACUCGCCGGUAUCCCUCUCACGGUCGUAUCGAUUAUUGGCGGUGUCAUGGUUUGGGCUCUUCCGCGUGACCAGAAAAUUGCCCGUCUGGCUGGUUUCUACCUCUCGCUAGCUUUUGCUAUUCCGACAUUUGUGGCUAUGACUUUCCUCGCCUCAAACAUUGCCGGACGGACAAAGAAGACUUUCGUCACUGGCAUGAUCCUCGUCUUCAACUGCACUGGUAACCUCAUUGGACCCCAGACGUUCCGGGACAAGGAUGCGCCAGUGUACGCUCCCGCUCUACUCACGUUUGUCAUUUGUAACUCGAUCAACCUCGGCAUCCUCGUCGCCCUCUUCUUCUAUUACCGCUGGGAGAACAUCAAGCGCGACAGACUCUACGGCAAGCCAGCCCCGGACGAGGACCACUUUGUCGACCUGACUGACCGCGAGAACAAGUCGUUCCGCUACGUGUUGUGA
This is a messenger RNA of Cutaneotrichosporon cavernicola, 1398 nucleotides long. RefSeq lists its product as uncharacterized. Gene Ontology annotation, cellular component: membrane. Gene Ontology annotation, biological process: transmembrane transport. The record is from RefSeq and is a predicted model, not a curated record. The coding region runs from base 1 to 1398 and encodes 465 amino acids. Gene Ontology annotation, molecular function: transmembrane transporter activity. Lineage: Eukaryota; Fungi; Basidiomycota; Tremellomycetes; Trichosporonales; Trichosporonaceae. The transcript is spliced from 5 exons.